This is a messenger RNA of Camelina sativa (false flax), 1006 nucleotides long. NCBI's taxonomy places the organism in Eukaryota, Viridiplantae, Streptophyta, Magnoliopsida, Brassicales, Brassicaceae. The record is from RefSeq and is a predicted model, not a curated record.
AAGAACACCCCAACAAUGGCUCUCACAAAAAUCAACUUAAUACUCCUCUCCCUCUUAGCUUUCUACUCUGAAACCGUCAAAUCUCAAAACUGCAAUUGCGCCCCAAACCUAUGUUGCAGUCAGUUCGAUUAUUGCGGCACCACUGCUGAUCACUGUGGUCCAACAUGCCGAUCAGGUCCUUGUAGAGGCGGUGGACCCCCAACCGGUGCAGAUUUGAUUGGUAGCAUUGUGACACAAAGUUUCUUUAACAACAUUAUCAACCAAGCCGGUAAUAACUGCGCCGGAAAAAGAUUUUACACCCGUGACUCUUUCAUUAACGCCACCAAUACUUUCCCCAACUUUGCUAAUACCGUUACUAGGCGUGAAAUUGCUACCAUGUUUGCUCAUUUCACUUACGAGACGGGACACUUCUGCUACAUAGAAGAGAUAGGCGGAGCGUCACGUGCCAUGUGCGACCAGAGCAACAGGCAAUAUCCAUGUGUACCAGGCAAGAGCUACCAUGGUCGUGGUCCGCUCCUACUAUCAUGGAACUUCAACUACGGACCAUGCGGCCAAUAUCUCGGCCUCGACCUCCUACGCCAGCCCGAGCUGGUGAGCAGUAACCCAAUUGUGGCUUUCAGGGCGGCUCUGUGGUUUUGGAUGCAGAGCGUGAGGCCUGUGUUGAGCCAGGGAUUCGGAGCCACCGUAAGAGCCGUCAGCGGUUUGGAAUGUGACGGAAGGAACGUACGUGGGGUGAAUGCAAGGAUUGGGUACUAUAGGGACUACUGUGGACAGCUUGGUGUGGACCCUGGCUCCAACAUCACUUGCUAAAACGCUCUUAUCUUGUAGACAUACACGUGACGUGUUAAAAUGAAAUAAGAAGUGAUGUUAAUCUAAAGUUGUUAUUGUAGUAAUAUUGUGAAAUUAUAUCACGUUAUUCAAAGAUUAAUAAAAAAAGCAACUUAUACAAAGAAAAUGUUUGAUUCUUCACAUGUAUACCGAUGCGAUUAAGACUAACCGAUUUUGU